AUGUCCGAGACAGCUCCUCCUACGCGCUCGCCCGCCUUCGCGCGCCCGGUCAGCGAGGCACUUUUGAACGAGAAGUGGGACCACUGCCUCUCGAACCUCCUGAUCAAGUCAACACUCGGCCUCGGCUUCGGCGUCGUCUUCUCGGUCCUUGUCUUUAAGCGCAGGGCUUGGCCCGCCUUUGUUGGUGCCGGUUUCGGUGCCGGCCGGGCGUACGAGGAGUGCAACUACAACCUGAAGCAGACGGCCAGGGAAAUCCGCAGGCAGGCAUAA
Pyricularia grisea is the source of this 270-nucleotide messenger RNA. RefSeq lists its product as uncharacterized. Bases 1 to 270 code for a protein of 89 amino acids. Lineage: Eukaryota; Fungi; Ascomycota; Sordariomycetes; Magnaporthales; Pyriculariaceae. The record is from RefSeq and is a predicted model, not a curated record. The transcript has 2 exons. Gene Ontology annotation, cellular component: mitochondrial inner membrane; MICOS complex; mitochondrion.